AUGGCUUUUCCUUUGUUUCUUACUCUGUGCUUUUGCAUAACUGUGCUGGCCCACCCCACAUACCCCCCGAACAACAGCAAAAACGGCCCCAGACAUGGCAAACCACUGCUCAGUGACUUUGAUGCUCUUGGUGCAUGGUUCGAUGGCAUUGCGGCCCUCGAAGGCACCACGAUUCCUCGCCAGCCAAAUGUCACCGUUGCCAUCGUCGGAGGUGGGAUUUCAGGCCUUGCAACGGGGUUGAUGCUCGACAGUAUUGGCUUCCACAACUGGGAGAUCAUCGAGGCCAGCGAUCGUGUUGGGGGUCGAUUCCGCACCGUCUUCGUUGGAGGUACUCAAGAGUUUGCGGAGAUGGGACCCAUGAGGCUACCUUAUACUAUCACUUACAAGAGCGACAACUCGACCCAUGAGUAUACAGACCAUCGGAUGACAUUUCAGCUGGCUGAGUGGCUUAACGAGAUGAACGGCUAUAACAGCACGUGGAAAAUCGAAUUCAUCCCCUGGGUCCAGCACCAUCCAAACGAACUUAUUGCCCGAGGCACUGGGAGGCACCCCGACGGCAGGGUCCCAACACGAGGGGAAAUUGCUGCAAAUCCCAGCUUGGGCAGGCCGCCGCCACUGGUCACUGCAGAAUAUAACAACACCAAGGAGCAAAUGAACCGGAUCCUUAAGGAUGAAAAGACUCUCAGAGCCAUUCAGAAGGAUAUCUGGCGAGCACAUAAAUGGGCGAUGGAUCAGGGUUUGGACGAUUAUAGCCAGCAGUCAAUGAUGCGACAUGUCUUCCACGCGAGUGAAAAUGUCACGGAUGCAAUCUGGACUUCAACGGACUAUGAUGUCUUCUGGGACGAGAUGGUUCAUAAUUCGAAUCUGGCUCAAGACGGUAGCAAGGAUGCAUUCGGCGAGACCGAGUGGAAAUGCAUCAACGGUGGUUUCAACCGACUAUCAGAUGCAUUCAUCCCACAUGUCUCUAACAGACUGGUGCUGAACAGAAAGAUAACCAAACUCGAGCCUGUUAAUGAUAAUACCAAUCACACACGGACUCGGCUUUCAUGGUAUUCCGGGACCGGCAAGAACCGUACUUCCGACUCGAAGGACUAUGACUACACCAUCAUGACCGUACCAUUCACCAUGACCCGCUUCAUGGAUUUGCCCAAAUUCUCUUCAGUACUAGACCGUGCCAUGGGCGAAACUGGGUUGCGCUUCAAGUCAGCCUGCAAGGUCUCACUGCUUUUCAAGGAGCGUUUCUGGGAAAAAGGUGAGCGGCCCAUUUUUGGAGGAUAUUCUAUGCCCGAGAGUCUCGGGAUUGGUGCUCUCUACUACCCUUCAUAUGGUCUGAACGAAUCGCGUCCAGGCCUUAUAACGCAUUAUCGUGGAGGUGAUUGGAGCGACCGCUUCGUUAGUAUGUCAGAUGAGCAGCACACACAACUGGUCUUGGAUGCUGUGGUGAGCCUUCAUGGCGAACAGGCACGUGAAUUAUACACAGGCGACUUUGUGCGACUAUGUUGGCUACAGGAUGAACACAGCGCGACAUCGUGGUGUCGACCAGACGUAGAGCAGCAUAAGCUAUACAUCCCAGCAUACCAUCGCACUGAGCACAAUACCAUCUUCAUUGGCGAGCAUACAGCGCCAACGCACGCUUGGAUAAGCUCAUCUCUACAUUCGGCUGUCAGAGGUUCGAUACAGCUGCUGUUGGAAUUGGGCAUGGUCGAGGAGGCCAAGCAACUAAAUCACCGCUGGAUGGGGCGGUGGAUUAAGCACCACGACUGA
This is a messenger RNA of Trichophyton benhamiae CBS 112371, 1764 nucleotides long. RefSeq lists its product as uncharacterized. Bases 1 to 1764 code for a protein of 587 amino acids. The transcript has a single exon. Gene Ontology annotation, molecular function: polyamine oxidase activity; L-amino-acid oxidase activity. The record is from RefSeq and is a predicted model, not a curated record. Gene Ontology annotation, biological process: amino acid catabolic process. NCBI's taxonomy places the organism in Eukaryota, Fungi, Ascomycota, Eurotiomycetes, Onygenales, Arthrodermataceae.